Molecule: messenger RNA, 5044 nt
Organism: Gopherus evgoodei (Goodes thornscrub tortoise)
Lineage: Eukaryota; Metazoa; Chordata; Testudines; Testudinidae
Gene: SLC7A6
Product: solute carrier family 7 member 6
Exons: 9
Coding region: 1458-3011 (517 amino acids)
Biological process (GO): amino acid transmembrane transport
Cellular component (GO): membrane
Molecular function (GO): L-amino acid transmembrane transporter activity
Source: RefSeq, a predicted model, not a curated record
AUAUUUAAAAUGACUUGAAAGAGUAAGAACAUGUUCUAAGUAUAUUAGUUCAGAAUGUUUUAAUUGACUUACAUUGUAGAGUAUAAUGUUGACAAUAUAACAAAGUAAGGAUUUGAUUUUUUUUCAAAAGGAAGGAUCUAUAACUGUGUGAACAAAAAGUGAGUGCAAAUUACCAUAAAUUUAUAGAACAGUGUGUUUAUACUCGUAUGCCCAGGUAGAUGCAUCUAUUAAUUACUUUCAGGCACAAAUACCUGAAUUGUGUGCAUAAUUAUAUAUUGGACCUACUGAAAAUCAGACCAUAAAUACUUUGUGUAUGCCUUUUCCCUCUUUACUAUGUUAGUGCCAGGAUCAAUUUCAAGAUAAAAAGUUUAAUUUUGGAAUGAAAUACCCCUAAUUCAGUUUCUGUUAUAAAGAAAAUAUAAUGCAAGAUAAACUAGUUGCUUUCUCUGCGAGAGCAACUGCUUUGCCAAAUCUCACUCAGACUUGCAUCUUUCUCCUCUGCAGUAGGCUACUGAAAAUGUGCACUCAGGAUUUAGUGCUUGGCAAGGACAUACAAAAAUGGUAGCACAUUUUUAGGAAAGGUGUAGGCUCGCUCUUAUGAAACUUCUGAUAAUCCAAUCAGAAGUUAGAUUUUGAAUGAAAGCUAGUGUCAAUGCAAAUUAAUGAUCAGUUUGUAUUUAAUUAGAUGUUUCAUCUCUAAACUUCUAUAUUGUGUCUGUAUUUCAGAACUGUUGAUACUGGUAUAAUCUUAUGUCUGAGUGUUAAGGCCAGCAGUGAUCCUUUAUAAGAAGGAGGGAGGGGAAGAUCCUUUGGCAACUUGAGAUGUAAGAUGUUCAACUCUGAAGUCCAGGAAAAGAGAUGUGAACCAUUCAGAAGCUUUAUCCACGCUUUUUCCACUUCUGUAUUCUUGGGUGCUUUUAAAAACAAUUAGUCAUGGAAGAGGAAAGAAUGAAACUUACUUGAAAUGUGUGUUUUUUUUGAUAUUGCUGUAAACCUGUCAUCUUCACUACUUCCACCUUCUAUUCUUUCUCGUACUAUGCUUUCUCUUUCCUUAUACACUCCAUUAUCGCUUUUAAUCUUUCCAGUUCAAUGGACAAGUGUCAAUGACCUUUGAAUUUUCUCUGUCCUGUGCUUCCCCACAACUUCCCUCUUGCAAAUCAGCACCAUGUAUUUUUCUUUUCACCUUUUUCUUCCAAGAUAUUUUGAGACUGUCACUUGUUCAAAUGUCAUGUUUUACCAUCCAAAGAUUUACCCUAUUCAAAAUCACAUAGCACAAGGUAGCAAAAGAGGGAUAUUACACAAGAGGAGGUUACACAAGUCAGUCCUACGCUCCAAGUAGAAAGAAGAAUUGAUGUGAAGGGUUAGACAAAAAGUUAUUGAUAUUAUUAAUUUUUAGCUGUCUGUAAUUUUGUUUUAGAUUGGGAUUGGUGUUAUAGAGAAUACACAAAAGUUCCACAAUGGAAGAAAGGGCAAAUGGUACAGUGGCUCAUAACUCACUGGCUGAAUACUCUCCCGUCAAGGAAGUAGGAAAUCCAGAUUCAAGUGACAGCUGUGAAAUGUGUGAAAGAAACAAAGAAACAAUGCAGCUGAAGAAAGAAAUCUCUUUGCUUAAUGGAAUCAGCCUCAUUGUAGGCAACAUGAUUGGUUCAGGCAUCUUUGUCUCGCCUAAAGGAGUUCUCAUCUACAGUGCCUCCUAUGGAUUGUCGCUAAUAAUCUGGGCAACCGGGGGGAUUUUUUCAGUGUUUGGAGCACUCUGCUAUGCUGAACUGGGAACCACUAUUACCAAGUCAGGAGCCAGCUAUGCAUAUAUCUUGGAGGCCUUUGGGAGCUUUAUUGCUUUUAUUCGCUUAUGGACCUCAUUAUUAAUUGUUGAGCCAACUAGUCAGGCAAUUAUUGCAAUAACCUUUGCUAACUAUAUUGUGCAGCCUGUCUUCCCUUCUUGUGAGCCUCCUUAUGUUGCCUGUCGUCUCAUCGCAGCUGCUUGUAUAUGUCUUCUAACAUUUAUAAAUUGUGCCUAUGUUAAAUGGGGAACAAGGGUGCAGGAUGUAUUCACGUAUGCUAAAGUCAUUGCCCUUAUUGUCAUCAUCAUAACAGGAAUUGUUAAACUAUGCCAGGGACAUUCAGGACACUUUCAGAAUUCCUUUGAGGGAUCUUCUUGGGACCUAGGAGACAUUUCUCUUGCACUGUAUUCUGCCCUGUUCUCUUACUCCGGAUGGGAUACCCUUAAUUUUGUAACAGAAGAAAUCAAAAACCCAGAAAGGAAUCUGCCACUGGCUAUUGCAGUUUCUAUGCCCAUUGUGACGGUUAUCUAUAUUUUGACCAACAUAGCUUACUAUACGGUGUUGGAUAUUCAUGCUGUUCUUUCUAGUGAUGCUGUGGCGGUGACAUUUGCUGACCAGGUGUUCGGCAUUUUCAGUUGGACAGUUCCUGUUGCUGUAGCUGUUUCAUGUUUUGGUGGACUUAAUGCAUCAAUUUUAGCAUCAUCUAGGCUAUUUUUUGUAGGAUCCCGGGAAGGUCAUCUCCCUGAUCUAUUGUCCAUGAUCCAUAUAGGGAGGUUCACACCUGUACCAGCACUACUGUUCAAUUGUACUAUGGCCCUCAUUUAUCUGACUGUAGAAGAUGUCUUCCAGCUUAUUAACUACUUCAGUUUCAGUUACUGGUUUUUCGUGGGACUAUCAAUAGCUGGGCAGUUAUACCUCCGCUGGAAGGAACCAGAUCGACCCAGGCCUCUCAAGUUGAGCCUAUUUUUCCCAAUAGCUUUCUGUAUAUGCUCAGUAUUUCUGGUGGUGGUGCCUCUAUAUAGUGACACUAUUAAUUCAUUGAUCGGAAUUGGCAUUGCUAUAUCUGGAAUUCCAGUCUAUUUCAUUGGAGUCUACUUGCCCAUUUCCAGAAGACCUCCAUUGAUCAACAACAUCUUAGGUACUAUCACUGAAGCCACCCAGGUGCUUUGUUACAGUGUUUUGACAGAGAUGGACAGUGAAAAUAAGAAAUUAGAGACCAAAUCUAACUAAAAAUUUAAAGCAGUUCCAAAAACAGCAGAGAACCAAGCAAAAGUUACUAACAGGGACAGAAGAGAAUCAGAGAAUAUGGGGCAACUGAAGAACCAUUGGAGCCAGGAACAGAUGUACCAGCUAUUACUGAAGAGAGAUGCUUGGGUCUAUAAUACUCCCUCCCAUGAUCUGUAGUUGAAGUAGUGUCAAUUCACAUUAUUAUGGGUAAUCAUUAGCCAGUCACUUCAGACAUGGAAACAAUGUCUGAACUAUUCAUUAUAGUUUGAGGCCAAUGGAAAAUCUCAUAGAAAUGGGACUUAAGUAGUAAGGGGAAACAGAUUCUAGAAUAAUAGAGCUGAGUGAUCAAAUUAAACGUACUUUGGAGAACUAGGUAGCAGAAUAAUGAAGCAUUUUAAGUACAAUUAGGGUGACCAGAUGAGAGACAUGAAAUAUCAGGACACUGGCAGAGCAAAAAAAAAAAAAAAAAAGCAAGUUGCAGGAGCAUAGGAAAAAUGGGUAGAGGCUGAGCUCCCACCUGCAGCUCACUGCCCUGCCUCUUCCCCCCCCCCCCACCACACCAGCUCACCUCUGCCUCCAUGCUUGGGGAAGAGGCGGAACCAGAGUGGGGAUUUUGGGAGGGAUCCAAUGGGGCAAGGAGGGGGCAGAGUCAGGGCAGAGUUUGGGGCAUGAGCCCCCUCCACCUGUGUGCCAGAGGGCAAAAUAUCAGGACAAUGUGUCCCAACUGAACAUCGGGUGGGAUGCAGGACCAAAGUAAAUAUUGGGACUUCUGGUCACCCUAAGUACAGUUGAAAACUACUCCAAGUCAGAAGUGACCAAAAGCCAUUCAUAUCUGAUGGAUGCUCAGUGGCCUAUGUGAAGUGACUUGCUUGGGAAUCGGACCCUUAUCCCAGUAGACAGGCAUCCAUAACAAACAUUCGUCAUUGGCAUUUGCAGCAGAUUGAAUCGGCAUAUAAAGACUGCCCUACCCUUUCUCCUCUAGAAACAUUUCAGUGAAAAGUGGUGGGAUCUGCAGAGAGAGAAUUCCAAUCUCUAAAGCUGUUUUGUUCUGCACCUUUCACAUGCUCCAAAUUGCCUUUCCACAGAAAACACAGACUUGAUUAAAAUGUUAAUAUUUACAUAUGGUUUGUUACCAGUUUUGUGAUUGAUUAGUUUCUAAAUGGUUAAAAUAGAACCCCCAAAAGUAAAAUACUUGAGGCAAAAACUUAAGCUUCCCUAUUUAAUAGUUUCUUAAAUUACAGCAAAGAGAUCAGACAUUUUAGUUUGAUUUUCAAUACUGUUCACCAGAGGCAGUACUUUUACAUAUUAUAAAGACUUUAUAGUAGAACUAUAUGUAAUACCAUGGCUGUCAUCUGUUUGAAAAUUUAGAUGUGUAAUUGACUGGCACAGAAGAGAAAUCUAUUUAUACAUAGAAUUCAACUGUGAGAAACGUUGUGCGGAAAGGGAAAAUACUUCCUUGAUCUGAUGUGCUAUUGCUUCACCUCAACGGUUAGUAAUAAAUGCUAGAAAUAAUUGUACUAAACUAAAGAUCAAAUCACCUUCAAGAUACUGGGGUUCUAAUCAUACCUUCUUGCUGGGUCUCCUCCUAGACACUUUACAUACCAAUGUUUGACAAUAUUGUAAAUAUAACACUUAAGUUGAGAGCUGAAACACGUGGGUAUCACUUGUUUGUAGAGGUUCAAAAUUGGAGAUGAUUAGUUUGCUGUCUUGCUAUAGGCCUGUGGUGCAAUAUGAAUACGUGUCUGCUUAUUUGCCUGUACUGGAGAGAUUCAAAUACUAUAAAACCAAUUUUGUCACAACUAUAGCUAAAUUAAGAUGAAAUACAGCUGCAAAACUGGGUCUUGUAUUCUGCUUUCUUUGUGGCACAGUGGGAUGACCCUGUUUUGCGAUCUUGUUAAAACUUUUAGUAUCUAUAUCUCAACUUAAAUUUUUUUAAAACUAGGUAAACUGAAACCUUGCAAUCUUAUUUUCUAUUCCAUGCUAAUUUAUUUCUCUGUAGCUGAAAGUGAGGUUUAAAAUAAAUACCAUCAAACCCA